Messenger RNA from Dicentrarchus labrax (European seabass), 1407 nucleotides. RefSeq lists its product as uncharacterized. The record is from RefSeq and is a predicted model, not a curated record. Bases 235 to 1155 code for a protein of 306 amino acids. The transcript has 2 exons. Lineage: Eukaryota; Metazoa; Chordata; Actinopteri; Moronidae.
UACUAGCAAACCACACACAACCAAACCAGUAGCCUGUCGUACUGUAGAGAAAAGAGGAUAUCCGACUGCAACUGCAGGUGUUUGUAGCAUCUGCUAGUGAGAUACCGACAUUUAAAAUUUAUAAAUGUUAACACUUGGCAAUAUUAGACUUGGUAGCAUUUUCAUGACCCUAUUUGUGCAUUUUUUUUCAAGGUUUCUUUGAUUAUUACAAUAUUUGAUUUAUAUUGGUCUGUUAUGUUACCAAUACUAUUUACUUUAUAUAUGCUCCCUUUAGGCAACAUUAUUAGGAAUCACUCCAUUAACUUUCACUGUUAUGCAGAUGAUACGCAGUUAUAUCUAUCAAUCAAGCCCAAUAAAAUUAAUCAAUUAUCUAAAUUACAAACAUGUCUUAAGGACAUAAAAUCCUGGAUGACCUGCAAUUUUCUGAUGUUAAACUCAGAAAAAAACGAAAUUCUUGUUCUUGGCCCUAAAAACCUUAGAGACUCACUGUCUAAAGAUAUAGUCACUCUAGAUGGCAUUACCUUGGCCUCUAGCACCACUGUCAGGAAUCUUGGAGUUAUCUUUGAUCAGGAUUUGUCAUUUAACUCCCACAUAAAGCAGACCUCUAGGACUGCCUUCUUUCAUUUACGUAAUAUUACAAAAAUUAGACACAUACUAUCACAGACAGAUGCAGAAAAACUAAUCCAUGCAUUUGUUACUUCAAGGCUGGAUUACUGCAACUCUUUAUUAUCAGGUUGCCCCAAUAAGUCCAUUAAAACGCUCCAAUUAAUUCAGAACGCUGCAGCACGAGUACUGACAGGAACUAGAAAAAGAGAUCACAUCUCUCCUGUACUAGCUUCUCUGCACUGGCUCCCUGUAAAAUGUAGAAUUGAAUUUAAAAUCCUCCUCCUCACCUAUAAAGCUCUUCAUGGUCAGGCCCCUUCAUAUCUUAAAGAGCUCAUAGUACCCUAUUACCCCACUAGAACACUGCGUUCUCUGAAUGCUGGGCUACUUGUGGUUCCUAUAGUCUCUAAAAGUAGAACAGGAGCCAGAGCCUUCAGUUACCAAGCUCCUCUCCUGUGGAACCAGCUUCCAGUCGUGGUUCUGGAGGCAGACACCCUCACCACAUUCAAGAGUAGGCUUAAGACAUUCCUCUUUGAUAAAGCUUAUAGUUAGGGCUGGAUCAGGUGAGUCCUGAACCAUCCCUUAGUUAUGCUGCUAUAGGCCUAGACUAUCGGGGGAUUUCCCAUGGUGCACUGAGCUCCUCUCUUCCUCUCUCUUUCUGCACUCAUUCAUGUUCCAUUAAUGCAUGUUACUAACUUCACUUCUUCCCCGGAGUUCUUGUGCUUUCUCAUCUCGCAGGUUCUCAUGGAUCCUGGUGGAGCCUCCUGCCAUGGUCCUGCUAGACUGCCAUUGCCAAUACUGUUG